This is a messenger RNA of Phaethon lepturus (White-tailed tropicbird), 366 nucleotides long. Its product is annotated as tetraspanin-7-like. Gene Ontology annotation, cellular component: membrane. Lineage: Eukaryota; Metazoa; Chordata; Aves; Phaethontiformes; Phaethontidae. The annotation marks the transcript as partial. The record is from RefSeq and is a predicted model, not a curated record. The transcript is spliced from 2 exons.
CAAGCCCUGCUCACCUACGGAGAGGAUGAGGGCAUGGCGGAUGCCCUGGAUGCUUUGCAGCGCGCCUUGUCCUGCUGUGGUGUGGAGAGCUACCGUGACUGGCUCACCUCGCCCUGGGGACUGGAAGAGAACGGCUCCGGGUGCUGCCGGACCCGCCGGGGCUGCCAGCGCAGCCCACCCAACGCACGUGGGCUGCACCGCGAUGGUUGCUUCAGCAAGGUGUCGGCCUUUGUCAGCAGCAACAUGUUUUACGUUGCCACGGCUGCCCUGGGGCUGGCACUGCUGCAGCUCAUCGGCAUUGUGCUGGCCUGCCUGCUGGCUGCCCGCAUCCCUACCCACCUCCUGGGCAUCGCCACCCCAUGCUGA